Parasteatoda tepidariorum (common house spider) is the source of this 3829-nucleotide messenger RNA. RefSeq lists its product as uncharacterized. The record is from RefSeq and is a predicted model, not a curated record. NCBI's taxonomy places the organism in Eukaryota, Metazoa, Arthropoda, Arachnida, Araneae, Theridiidae.
CGUCAUGAAAAUCAGGUGGGGGAAUACCUGAAGGAUUAUCAAAGACAUCAUUACUCGUGACUGAAGUAUAGCUACCGGAUUGGAUCGAAAGAUUUAGUUUCUGUUUUCAUCAUGUUUCUGAGACGGUGUGUAUUCAUACUUGCUAACAUCGUAUUCUUCGCCAACAUCGCCGCAGCCUUCAAAAUCGCUUCAGACAGCGACGAAGAAGAACCCCAAAAAACCUUACCUCUUUUUCUGAGCAACAGACCACGGAUCAUUAGCAUUUUUUCAAAACCAGCUAAGGAGGACGCCCCCAAACAGACAGGUCCUGGCAUUUUAGGUCACGUUGGCAACGUAAUCCAUGGGGGUUCCAUCGGAAUCGAAUUUAGACCUUUAGCACCUGUCCAUGGAAUAAUAGAACACGCCAAAAAGAUUAUUCCAGGUGGAAAACCAGAGGUAGGUCAACCAGAACAUCAGACACCUCCUCCAGAACCCUACGAUCCCCCCAAAGGAGGAAACUGGGAUAAUGAUGAACAUGAGAAGGACUGGAUGCCAGAAAAUCCUGAAAAACCCGUACCAGAAGGACCUUCUUGGGAAGAUAUUGGAGAAGAUCCUGAAGAUGAUCCAGACAUUCCUUAUGAAGAAAUCAUCAAUCCUAGAGUGAAGCCAAGACCAAAGAGACACUUCCUCAAUUCCAAAAUUUACCACGUUCCGGUGAAAUUUAUGUCCAAUGCGAAACCUUUCCAAAUUAGGUUCGGCAACACUAAAAAAUCCGCGAGUUUUGAUAAAUCUGUGAACAAUGUGCUUAGAAAAUAAGAAAGAGAUUUUGGAUUUAAAUUAAUUUUUAUAACUUUCGUGUUGUAUCAGUGACUAAUCAUCAGUAAGAAUUGGUUUGCCAAAGAUGUUUUGAUAGGUUACUUUGAACUUCCGGACGUUCAGAAAAUUUAUGUAAUUUUUAUUUCAAUUUAAAUUCAGUGACACUAAAAAAACAUUUAGACACGCAUAAAUUUGUGGACAAUGUGCACAUUGUUCACAAAUUCCUUAAGUUUAGGAAAUAAAAAGAGAUUUUUGAUUUAAAUUAAGUUUUUAAUUUUUUCAAGCAAGCGCGCGCGUGUUGUAUCAGUGAGUAAUUAUCAGAAAUAAUUGUUUUUCCAAAGAUAUUUUGAUGAGUUACUUAUACUUCCAGACUUUCAAAAAAUUUAUGUAAUUUUUUAUUUCAAUUUAGAUUAGACAUUAUUAAAAAUCCAUCGUAUAUGGAAACUGUAAAAGUAAUUAUCUAAAAAUUUAUGAUCAGUAUAAUUCGAAAAGUUAUUGAUUGAUUUUCAAGGAAUUUCUAACGCUAAUUCAAAGCUAUUCUUCCAAGAUUAUAAUUAAGAAUUGUUUGAGUUGUAGGUCAAUUACCGAUUUUAAAAUCUAAGCUCUGAGACAAUUGCAUUUGGAAACACAAAUUAUGAUUGAUUUAAUAUGAUUGGAAACAUUAGUAAGUAGUUAACUUUUUUUCUGUCAAACCGACAUCUGUUUAUAAAUAAGAUAUAGCACUUUCAAAACAUAAAAUAAAAGUAGCAAUUUUUCAAAGUUCUUAUAGCUUCUUAACUUAUUCGUUUUGUUUAUAGGAUAAUAGAUACAGAUAUAUAUAUGCGAAAUUUUUAUUUCGAACAUUUCCCUUAAAAUCAAAAGUAUCAAAGGGUGAUGUGUCUGCAAAUCAAUAAUUCUUUGGUAUAUUAUGGAUUGAAGGUUAGAUUCGAAAUUUAUUAUUCUAAACUUUUAAAUCGCCUCUUGUCUAAAAUCAUUGAUCUCUAGAUCUAUUGAGCUGUUUGAUCAUAAGAACGUAAGCAAAGGGCUUUGAAAACCUCUUUUUUAAAAAAUGUUUACCUAGUUGAAUUCUUAAAAUACUUGAAACAACUAAAAAAAUAUUUGUCAAUUUGAAGAAAGUUUAGCAUGUGAGCAUUUUGUGCAUUGUUUAGGAGAAAUUUUCCCUAAUUAUGUUCUCUUCAAAAGAAAUUUUAUGAAAUUUCUUUCCGUUUCCAAGCAACAGAGGAGAGUUCGAUAAAAUUAUUUGAUUGACCCAGUCGAUAAUAAUAUCCUCUCCACAUCCGGGUGUUAUUUUGGUAAAUGUUAGCGUUUCUAGCAACUUUAUGAAAAAGCUGCUAUCAGUUUUUAAAAGUACUUCAUGGUGUAUGUUUUGAUACUGACCAGUACGACAUAUAUCAAAAACUGAAUUUCUCCCCUAAUUCCACUGAAAUUAAAUUUCUACUAGUAUCUGUGAAAGGUUCUUUAUUUACUUCUAAUGUUUAAAAACUAUCUACAAUCAGCAUAUUAAUGCUUAUAUCUAGUUAAAAUUCUUAAAAAUAAAACAAAUUUUUAUGAAAUUUUCUUCCAGUUCUGACAAAAAAAGAAAAAAAUGCUUUUUCUUUUUGAGUUGGUAUUUUAGUAAGGAAGAGUUUUACAUGCAGUAUGACAUGCUGUACAGAAUUGUGCUUACUUUUCGGUUAGCCGAACGCAAGUGUAAGUGUAAAAGUCUCCAAAAAAUGUAGACCUUCGCCAACUAUUUUUGUUUUUCAUUUUAUUAAUUUUUUUAACCACAUAAAAGUAAAUAGAAUAAAAAAAUACCGGAAUUUUCUUGCUACCCGAAAAGAACCUAAAUGUGAACUAAAAUUUUAUGAAUAUGAAUAUUUAAUUUUUGCAUAAAAUAAUUUGGUCAAUUAAUUUUAUUACGAUUGUUUGUAUUAAUCUUAUAAAUGUAUCUUAUAAACAUAUUAGUAUUUUUAAAGCAAAUAUUAUCAUUUCGUACUUUUUUUAUUUGUUUAAAAUUUUCCUGAAUUAUUUUAUGUAGUAUUUUUAUAAUUUAAGAUGAAGGAUAUUACCAGGAGAAUUAUAUUACCAGGAUAUUACUAUGAUAGCCACUGUAUACUAUACACACUACUAUACUGCCAAGUUUUAUUAUUUUUAUUUGAAAGAUAAGUGAUUUUAAUGAUCUUUCAAUUAUGGCAAAAAUUUUUAAAAAAAAUCUAAAUCAGUAUGCGAGAUAUUUUUUUCCAAUGCCCACAUGGGUAAUAAACUUUUGUUAAUACAGGCAGAUUUGGCAGAUACAGACAGGCAGAAGGGCAAAUUUGUCAGCCACUCUUUCAGGGGAGCCGUAUAUUAGGUGGGCCAACGUUGACUGCGAAUAAUAUUUAGUUUUGUUAUUUCUCCGUAUUGAAUUUCAGGUGAUGUUAAAAUUUCGAAUGCUUUUAUAAUCCUAUUCUUUUUAAGCUUCUUCAAAUAAUAAAGCGAUGUAUCUCAAACUAUAUCAAAAUUGCAUAAAUUGUGAAACAAUUUUUAGAUGUUUAUCUCGAGAAGAAAAGUAAGAUUUUGAUUAUUAAAUGUUUUUUAUGCUCAAAUGUUAUUUGAAUGUAAGAAAAAAUCAUAAAAAGAAAAAAUUACGUAAUUUUAAUUUACUUUAAAUGAGAAGAGCCAACAAUGAUAAAAAAGUUGAUAUAUGUGAUUAUAAAUAAGCUAAUAUUAGGGAAAUGGGAGUUUAUUAUGGGAAAUUAGGUUAAAGUGUUUUUAAAAUAUCUCAAAGAGAGCUUAUGAAAUCUUUUGCAACAAAUGGUGCAACAUAAAAAAAAAUUUAAAAAUUUUAUUAAAAUUUGAAAAAAUAUGCCCUUUUUAAAGAAUGUUUAUUAUUUUAGUAAGAAAAAAAAUGUCGCAAAAGUUUUACCAUUUUCGCUUAUUUAUGGAAUUCGAAUUUUGUUUUCACUAUUUGUUUCUUGUAACUAUAUUUUACACAUUUACAUCAAUGUCAGGAAAUGUCUGUUAAGCUGAAGACUUUUAUAUUUAUAUUUUCAAUAAAGUGUUUUUUUAAAUAAUA